AUGGCAUCUUGUAAGGCCCAGGCAGCAAACCCGCAGUUCAGUGCGGGGAUUCACUCCUACUAUCAGGGGAAGAUAGAGGAGCUGGAAGCAGUGUACAGGGAGAAAGCACAGAACUUGCGUCGUUUGGAAGCUCAGAGGAAUGAGUUGAACACCAAAGUUCGCCUUUUGCGAGAGGAGCUGCUGCUUUUGCAAGAACCAAGUUCUUACGUCGGUGAAGUUGUAAAAGCGAUGGGAAAGAACAAAGUGCUCGUGAAGGUGAAUCCGGAUGGCAAGUAUGUUGUGGACCUGGAUAGCAGUAUCGACGUUAGCGAGAUCAAGCCAAAUAUUCGUGUCGCUCUUAGGAAUGACAGCUAUGUUCUGCACAAGAUUCUGCCCAGCAAGGUUGAUCCUCUUGUAUCCCUCAUGAGGGUGGAGAAGGUUCCAGAUUCCACGUAUGAGACAAUUGGAGGACUUGACAAGCAAGUGAAAGAGAUCAAAGAGGUUAUUGAACUUCCAAUCAAGCAUCCAGAGAUUUUCGAGAGCUUGGGUAUUGCACAGCCCAAGGGAGUUUUGCUUUAUGGUCCUCCGGGGACUGGGAAGACUCUUUUGGCAAGAGCUGUGGCUCACCACACUGAUUGCUGCUUCAUUCGUGUCUCUGGCUCAGAGCUUGUCCAGAAGUACAUCGGUGAAGGAUCUAGGAUGGUUCGUGAAUUGUUCGUGAUGGCUCGAGAGCACGCCCCCUCUAUCAUUUUCAUGGAUGAGGUGGACUCCAUCGGUAGCAGCAGAAUCGAAGGUUCUGAGGGUGGAGAUUCUGAGGUGCAGCGUACUAUGCUUGAGCUUCUCAACCAGCUGGAUGGUUUUGAAUCCUCAUCGAAUAUCAAGGUUCUUAUGGCCACAAAUCGUUUGGAUAUUUUGGACGAUGCUUUGAUCCGUCCUGGAAGAAUAGACAGGAAGAUAGAAUUCCCUAACCCUAAUGAGGGUGCUCGUGCUGACAUUCUUAGAAUCCACUCCCGCAAGAUGAACUUGAUGAGAGGAAUUGAUCUUUCAAAGAUUGCUGAGAAGCUGCCUGGAGCAAGUGGUGCUGAAAUCAAGGCAGUUUGUACAGAGGCAGGAAUGUAUGCAUUGAGAGAGCGCCGUGUUCACGUGACACAGGAGGACUUCGAGAUGGCUGUGGCUAAGGUCAUGAACAAGGAUAACGAGAAGAACAUGUCGCUGCGCAAAUUGUUCAAGUAAACGGAAACUCGAUUACGAGAAUGAUUCCUAUUGCUGCAAGCGGUCUUCUUGCAUGUGUCGUCAGUAACGCUAUGAAGGUCUUUGCGACCCCGG
This is a messenger RNA of Guillardia theta CCMP2712, 1305 nucleotides long. Its product is annotated as 26S proteasome regulatory complex, ATPase RPT6. The record is from RefSeq and is a predicted model, not a curated record. Gene Ontology annotation, molecular function: proteasome-activating activity; ATP hydrolysis activity; ATP binding. Bases 1 to 1212 code for a protein of 403 amino acids. NCBI's taxonomy places the organism in Eukaryota, Cryptophyceae, Pyrenomonadales, Geminigeraceae. Gene Ontology annotation, cellular component: proteasome regulatory particle, base subcomplex. The transcript is spliced from 6 exons. Gene Ontology annotation, biological process: proteasome-mediated ubiquitin-dependent protein catabolic process.